UGCGGUUGAAAGUGACGAAAAAAAUGACAUCUUUACCUUAAACUGACGGAUUAUGUUAAUUAUAUACUCUUAAGGAUAGGAGAUAAGCUCAAGGAACUUUAAAUGAAAGCUCAUGAAGUGGACCUGUUGUUUGCCUCAUGGAAUAUUCCAAGACAUCUUUUAGUUCCCUCUAUCCUUCCUCAUGCCUACUCUGAUCUGUGCAACGCCCCUACCCUAUAGCCUGUAAAAACAAGAUAACCUCCUAAAAAGUUAUUUUUAAUACAAGUAUUUAUUUGUCUUGAUUGGCAGAUCUUUUUUAAUCAAGAGAAUCAAGGUCCAAGGGUAAACAUCUGAAAAUAUUGUUCGGAAGGUUGUGCACGGCGCAAUGGAAAGCAUGGUGCGCAUGGAGCUGUCCAUGGGACUGAAUGCCAUAGCAUCAACAAGUAGUGAGCUUUUAAUUUUCUAGGCUACUCACGAGCGCUAUGUUGAAACUAUUGGAAAAACAUGACAUUGGCUGACACAAUAUGGUUAUAACGUUUGAAACUGCAAAUAGCUUUGUAGGAUAAAUCGGAUGUGUUACAAAAGUAUCAGAAGGGAUGACGAAAUGGAUCAUUGCAAGGGGGUAUCAACGCAUCAGAGUCCGUGUGUGAUCUUUGAGAGAGAGACCAAAAAUGUCAAUCCUAUGACGUUAGUUCUGGCGCACGAAUGAAUUCCGAACGAAUGGACGUGCGAGCCAAAUUCGUGAUCAGAAGACGCGGAAAGAACAAGGCGAGAACGAGGUUGGGAGAUCAGGGAAGCCCGAAUUUUAAAACGCUGGGAUUGUCAAUAUUUUAUAGCCUAUUCAAUUGUUAUCUAUAGUGUUUUUCUUUGUUUGUACUGGUCACACGUGACUUUCUGGCGGAAACUGUCUUCUAGAAUUACAGUGCACGGAACUUGGACGUCAUGAUGCCGUUCCUAAGAACCCUGGUUGUGCUGGCUGUCCUCUGCGCGCCAACCUCCAGCCUCUGUCUCAGACUGUACCAGAGCGACUACAACCUCCUCUGUGACGAUGACAUACUAGCUGAGGUCCAGACGAACGACGUUCCCAGUGACACGUUCCCAGUGUCGGAAAGCUUGGGCUCCCUCUUCAAGUCUGGAGACACUCUCUCCUCCGCAGAGUCGCGGGAGAAAAGGACAUCGACUUACCCCGCCAACUACAGGUUUCUCAGUCAGACGCAGCUAAGGAGUAAGAUGUUCCAGAACAGCAUUAAUAAUGAUCGGCUACGCAAGUUUACCCUGUCUCUAGAUGUGCCCACCAACAUCAUGAACAUUCUCUUUGACAUCCAAAAGUCCAAGAACCUGCGCGCAAAAGCGGCCGACAACGCGCGUCUGAUGGCGCAGAUUGGACGAAGGAAGAGACAGUAGACUAUCUCUCCGACGGUUGAAGCCGCUACCCUGAUUAUCCAUUACAUAUUAGAUUUUCACUCUGACAAAUACGUUUUGCUGGAAGUUUUAUUUUUACUCAAAUCAAACUUUCAGAUGCAGUAUUUGUGAGAUGUUUUUUUUCUGUGGGUAUGAUCUAACAAAUUUAAAUACGAAACAUAGGGAUUAUUGAGAUUUACUUUUCUGAAGUACAAUUGGAUUGUUUACUGUACAGGCCUAUUCCAUUUUAGAAUCCCUGAAAUUGAAUGAAAAUCAAAAUACAAUUCAAGAUCAUUUUGAACUAGUCUACACACUGAAUGAUGUUAAUUUCUGUUCAGAAUAUACAUUUCAAUUCAUUAAAAUGAAAGUACUUUCAAGAUAAGGUUAGGCCCUUUAAAGAUCUACAACUUCUAGUCUUCCACUGGACCAGGAAAUGUGGUGUAAUGAGAGGGGUCUUUGAAAUUAGAUAAGGCAAAUGAGGAAAUAUGUCAAUUGCAUAUGCAUAAAAUCAGUGGGUAAAGUGUAAUUAGCCUGUCAAUGGAAAUGGUUUGCAUUUCUUCUCAUUUGUGCCCGCGUUUUAUAGGAAAAGCAAGGCAUACAUAUGCUUGAAAUACAGGGCAGUACGGUACAAUACAAAUUAUGUGAACAAAUUGCUUUCAUUGAAAUUCGCACGCAUGUUGCGGCAUAUUUAGUGUAAAGAGAAGCGAGUUAGCCUAUAUACCUUUGAAUAGACGCUAGAAUGUGAAAUUAUUAGUUAUUCAGUUAUUUCAAGGAAAAUGCAUGGUAGCCUCAAUGUUUGAUCAUCAAAUAUCUGUUAUUUUUAUACACAAAGGGAUUAUUUUUCCUCAAAUAAAAGCAGAUGAAUUAAACGUUGUCUUCAAUAACGGCCAUUUUCACAUUUAGAAGGUGUUGUAAUUUAGGUGUUAGGCAUAAUCAAGUCAGUCAGUCAGCCAAUGGAAAACAACAGCUUUAACAACAGUCUAUAUGAACUAAAUAUAUUAUCGUCCCUAUAUAUGCUAUAGCAUAUAGGUGUGUUACACACACACACACACACACACACACACACACACACACACACACACACACACACACACACACACACACACACACACACACACACACACACACACACACACACACACACACACACACACACACACACACACACACACACACACACACACACAUUUCCUCCUCUCUAAAUAUUUUAGAGGCAUUUAAAGAUGUUAUUUAUUAUUACAUUGUAUUAUAUUAAAUAUUGCAUUUAUUAUGACAACAAGUGAGCCUAUAUGCAAACUUGAAUGUGUGAACCAGCUUCAGGUUAAGAUUUAGGCAGCUCCAGCUUCAGGUUAGUUUGGCAGCUCUGCAGACUGGUCACUAGCUGGCACAGCCACAAAGUGGAAAGAUCUGAUUUUAUACCUAACCCCAGUGACGACCCGUCAUUCAGGGCUGGUGGGACAGAGAACCACUUGUUUUGAGCCCCACUUGUUUUGAGCCCCACUUGUUUUGAGACCCACUUGUUUUGAGACUCACUUGUUUUGAGACCCACUUGUUUUGAGACCCACUUGUUUUGAGACCCACUUGUUUUGAGACUCACUUGUUUUGAGACCCACUUGUUUUGAGACCCACUUGUUUUGAGACCCACAUUUUUUGCCCAAAAAUUGGCUUUGCCUGUAUUGCAUGUUAUUUUGUGUCAGAUAUCAGUUUUCAAACAAUGUAAAAAAAAGAUGUAUAUCAUUGAGUUAAUAAAGCUGCA
Oncorhynchus gorbuscha (pink salmon) is the source of this 3136-nucleotide messenger RNA. It is a transcript of the gene ucn3l, whose product is annotated as urocortin 3, like. Gene Ontology annotation, biological process: adenylate cyclase-activating G protein-coupled receptor signaling pathway; digestion; cellular response to nutrient levels. The record is from RefSeq and is a predicted model, not a curated record. Lineage: Eukaryota; Metazoa; Chordata; Actinopteri; Salmoniformes; Salmonidae. Bases 922 to 1383 code for a protein of 153 amino acids. Gene Ontology annotation, cellular component: extracellular region. Gene Ontology annotation, molecular function: hormone activity; corticotropin-releasing hormone receptor 2 binding. The transcript is spliced from 2 exons.